UUGGAAACAAGUCAGCGUAUCAAAGUAAAACAGUUGGCGUUCAUUCAUUGGACCGAGCCAAAUCCAGACAGGUAUAAAAUGCCAAGCGUGGCUUGGCUGACCAUUCAACUACGACGACGGACUUUUUCGGAUCGACUUCUAACAGACCCCUAGAAACCGGAUAUUAGAAAGAUGCAGUCAUUCACGUUAAUAAGUCUUGCGGUGGUUUUGCUUGCUACGUUUCAAAGAGGGACAGCCACAGACGAGGCUGGAGUGCUUGAGGGUAUUCUAAAAAGGAUACUUGAGGACAUGAUUGAUGACCAAAUCCAAGUAAAAGAGAUCGAUACCAGCAGUAUAAAGGAUAGCAUUGGAACAACGCUCACCAAAUGCUUUGGAUUAUCCUCAUUAAAUGGUUUAGGCAGGACAUUCAGGAUGUUCGAUGAUGAUAAAUCAGGAUGGAUUAGUCUUAAAGAAUUCAAUGAGGAACUGGGUAACAAAUUAUGUCAAAUAAGUCAAUCUGAAGCAAAAAAACUCUUCAAAUCGUUGGAUCCAUAUGGGGAAGGGUUGAGCUAUAAUGAUUUAGCUGAAGCUUUUCAGCAACCUCUAUCCGAAGCGAAGAAAGAAACUUUGGUAAAGGCAUUCAAGAAGGCUGAUUCGAACAAGGAUGGUGUUCUCAAGCUCAAUGAUGAGAUGAUAAACCGAGGGAUUCUUAACAUCUUGGAUGCAGACAGAAACAGAGAAGCCAACAUACAGGAAUUCGCGGACUAUUACAACAAGAAGUAUCAAGGUCGAACUGAUGUGUACUUUGACUUAGCUAUGAGCCAUGUCUGGAAAUUGAAAAAUUAACGAAGACUUAAUUCAUAAAAAACACUUCAACGAACUAGCUAUUAAUGCACAUAGAAUAGGCUUUGUCGUCAAUUUGUAACUCACUGAGAAAAAUCAAUAAAAGAUCUAAUUCUACUAUUCUAUUUGCCUAACCUAGACAAUGUUUUUGUUGCACACAUAGGGGGAGAUUUCCCAAAUAGGUCAGAGUUGAUAUAGGAACCCAACGUACUGUUGUCCACCAU
This is a messenger RNA of Owenia fusiformis, 1046 nucleotides long. NCBI's taxonomy places the organism in Eukaryota, Metazoa, Annelida, Polychaeta, Sabellida, Oweniidae. The record is from the annotation of a GenBank genome assembly.